UGGACGGACACAGCGUGGACAGGAGCGUCAGGCGGCCGUGCGCUCCCCUCUCGGAAACGCGUCCCCACGGGAAUUUUGUGUGCUGAACUGCCUCAUAAGUCACCGGGAUUGUUUGUUUGUUUGUUUUUUUCGUUUUUUUCUGGACUUUAUAAUUUGUUUUCGAAGAAGAAAAAAAAAGAGAAAAGAAAAGAAAAUUGCGCUCUGAUUUAGAAACUGGUGUCACUUACCGGGGAAACUCCUGCGCUCCUUGGCUCCUCGGCUUUUCAUUGUGGCGCUCCAGGGGGUCGUUUCGUGAGACAGAUCCAGACAUAGACAGAAGAAGAAUCUACUUCACCACAAUCUGUUGAAUCAAGAAAACCAAAUUGAAUAAUUUCAGAGAGAAAACAGUGAGCUGUCCACCGAUGAUCGUGCCUGGAGAAAUAUCUGGUGACCUUUUUCCGUCUCGGCUAUGGCAUUAAGUGAGACAUCUCCAUGAAGCGCUGUGAUAUCUUUUAAGAGAAACCUCAAGGGACAUCUAUAUUUGAAAAAAAAAAAAAGACCAACAAAACUGGUCAAUUGUUCUUCAUCUGACACAACCAAUCAUUUUGCUGAGUGGACUUUUGUUGAGUGGACUUUCGGGGACAAACUGUUGCUACUGUGAAUCUCCUCAAUCAAUCUCGUGUUUUGUAAAAGUGUGACAACAAGACAAACAGUGAGAUUUAUUAGUGAGUCGUCAUAAACCUUAAGAACCUACUGGGAUUAAUUUGUUAGAAAGAUCUUGAUGUGAGACUACAGGACAUUUCUUUUGAACUCUAAUUGGAUCUUCUCAGAUGUAUUUUUUAUUCUUCCUGGCCGUGUGCCAUUACAGGUUUUCUCUAAUACUUGGCCAACCAAUGCUCUAAUAACCCCGACCUUUAUCCCCCUUAACAUCUUUUCACACCUUUUCAUUCCAAACUGGUUUCUGGAGAGAUUUCAUCCUGGCCGGCACUAUUCCAGCCAAGGGGGAGGAGGACUUCCUCACACUGGCUGCUUCUCGGCUCAGCCGCAGGAAACGCGUGAUCGUAGCCGCUGUUGGCGUGGCCAUGGUUCUGAUACUGUUGGUGGCUAUUCCUCUGCUUGUUCACACAACCAAAGGUGGCAGUGCUGGGACCACCGGGAGCCGAUAUGAGAUGCUUGGAAGCUGCAGGAUGGUGUGUGAUCCGUACGCUACCUCUCAGCCUGGUCAGGAGCUCAUAGCCGUGUCUCCACCCCCACAGGAAUACUCUGGAAAGAAGAUUAGGUCUGGACUUCGAGGGCCUCCUGGGAAUCCGGGUCCUCCCGGGGACCGCGGACCCCCGGGAGAGCCGGGGAAACCGGGGCCUCAGGGUCCCCCCGGUCCUGGUCCUGGGGGGUAUUCUCCCUCAAUCUACACCCCUAAAAUAGCCUUUUAUGCAGGGCUACGCAAGCAGCACGAAGGCAGUGAAAUACUGAAGUUUGAUGAUGUGGUGACCAACGUGGGCAACUACUAUGAGCCCAGCACCGGAAAGUUCACCUGCCCUCUGCCUGGCAUCUAUUUUUUCACCUACCAUGUACUAAUGAGAGGUGGUGAUGGGACUAGCAUGUGGGCAGACCUGAAGAAGAAUGGACUGGUAAGAGCAAGCGCCAUCGCUCAAGACGCUGACCAGAAUUACGACUAUGCCUCAAACAGCGUGAUCCUGCAUCUGGACGUCGGGGAUGAGAUUUGCGUGCAGCUGGAUGGAGGGAAAGUUCACGGGGGAAACCAGAACAAGUACAGCACCUUCUCUGGCUUCCUUAUCUACCCAGACUGAAGCUAAAUUUUACAUUCAGAGGAAGAAAAAAAAAAAAACAGAACCGUAGAAGAGGUUGACAUGGACAUGUACAGUAUGGAUGCAAAUAAAUGCACAUACAAAAAUAUCCACACACAUGCAUGUAAGCCAACACACAUGCACACACCUACAUUGACGUGUUGUGAGAUUACAGUGGGUUGCAACGCGACAAAUCUGACAGAGUGACAAUUAAAUCCAGUGAUGAGAUACUGAGCCAAAAAAUGGUCAUCAGUAACGGCAUUUAUUGGAACACUUUUUCUGCAAAUAUAGAUAUCAGGAUAUACAGGACAGCUUAAAUAAUUAUUUAACACUGAGGCUCAGAAAUAUCUAAAGUAUUUUAAUGUAAUCUAUAUUAACGUACAUAGUGAGAAUGAUGAUACAGUAAACACCAUAAGUUGGAUAGUUGAAAUGCAACUACAAAAUAAAAUGAUAAAAUGAAAUUUCGAGGUGAAUGCAUAUUUAAUAAUCUUUGAUUUCAACCAUUUCUGAUUUUAUGGUCGGCAUCAGCUUCGGCGCACGUCACAGAAAAGCAUACCCAGAAUGACUUACACUUUUGUUGUAAUAAAUUUGAUCCCUUUGAGAUUGGAUCUGAGAUGAGACAAAAAUGACAGAAAAAUGUUGUCAUAAUCAUACAUGUAGCAACAAACAGUGCCCUUCACAUAUGCCUCCACUGCUGGUAAAGAUGUACAAAACACUUCAAAAUAAAUUUAUUUUCAUUGCAGAAGCAAUACAUUCAUACUGAAGUUGUUUUGAAAAAACCUAACCAUCAAUUUCAUUAACUUUAUUUAGUGGGAAAAAAAUGCUUCCUCAUUGGAAAAUCACUGGAGCUGCAAUUUCUCUCUAUUGAAUGAUUAUGAAGUAUUUAUUUAAUGUGUAUUUUACAUUAAAAUUUUAAAAAAUCAAAAUAUAUCUCGCAAGAUAUUUGGAAAAUAUUUACGUACCUCCACACGUCAGUAACACGCAUGUAUACACAGUGUGAAAAUAUCAAAUCAUAUAGUUCAAAAAGGAGACAAAUUAUGUGUGAAAUUAACCUGUAACUCAUAAGAGCUGAAAAGCAAAUCCAGAAUCAGUGUAAGCAGUUAUUAUAUUCCUGUUUGUCUAUAUAUUGGGUGAAAAGAGCUCAAUAUUUUUAGACCUGUGUUUUGUGGUCUGGUGAAAUAAAAACAAAUAUUGCAUAAUGCGUCAGGCCAUAUUUUGGAUAAAAAUUUUGUUCAAAAAGAAAACAUCAUAUGCGGGUUUUAGCAUCACAUUGUUUUUUGUCAGGAGGAACUUGUGAGAGACAAUAUAAAAUAGAUAUAAUAUUAGGUAAAUAAAUAAACAGUGUCUCAAGACAUUUAAGUCUGAAUCCUAACAGGUAUCAUGACAUGUACUAUAAUCCUGUGCAAAUCACCAAAGUAAUUAUGAAAUGACCAUCACAAAGCAUUUAUCUGAGACACACAGAUUUGUGUACAAAGCUGAAAAGGUGUUACAGGGCCUUCAAACCUGACUCAGUUUUGUGAGAAUGAAAGUGCCCAACUUCUGAAUUUCAGGAAAGUGAAAAAAAAUCUUAACUGUACUUGUGUUUUUAUCAAGUCAGUAAAAUGUGUUAAUUCUAUCUGAGCUAAGAACAUGUUUUUUUUUUGUUUUUUUUUGCUAUAGCUACAUCUUUAUCAGGAGUGUCAAAAACUUUAGUGGCACUACAAAGGAAAACCCCAAGAACAUAUCAUGUAUUGUGUAAAUAUCUUAUUUUUUUAAUUCUUUGCUGAUUACAUUAUGAGUGAGAUUAUUUGUAUGAGUGAAUAAAAGUCACAUGUUCAGUGUUUUAAAUAGUGUAUCAGGCAUUACAGACAUUUGCAAUGACUGUUUUACUUUCAUUACAUGUAAAAACAUCAACUUUGGGAAGGGCAGUCUGGAUUUAGAAGGUUGAGUGACCAAUUGCUAUUAAAACACACGUACCAACUCUA
Poeciliopsis prolifica (blackstripe livebearer) is the source of this 3748-nucleotide messenger RNA. RefSeq names its product complement component 1, q subcomponent-like 4 (gene c1ql4a). Bases 1062 to 1787 code for a protein of 241 amino acids. The record is from RefSeq and is a predicted model, not a curated record. Lineage: Eukaryota; Metazoa; Chordata; Actinopteri; Cyprinodontiformes; Poeciliidae. The transcript has 3 exons. Gene Ontology annotation, molecular function: protein binding.